This is a messenger RNA of Papaver somniferum (opium poppy), 2301 nucleotides long. RefSeq names its product F-box/kelch-repeat protein At3g06240-like. NCBI's taxonomy places the organism in Eukaryota, Viridiplantae, Streptophyta, Magnoliopsida, Ranunculales, Papaveraceae. The coding region runs from base 740 to 2074 and encodes 444 amino acids. The transcript has a single exon. The record is from RefSeq and is a predicted model, not a curated record. Gene Ontology annotation, molecular function: protein binding.
UCAACAUCUAUUUUGGCAUUGCGAAACAACUAGGAAUGUGUGGCUUUAUUUUCUGAAUUGUUAUGGUUUGCAAUGGGCCUUUCAAGGUUCAGUCAGAGAUACCAUAUGGGAAUGGAAGAGAAGAAAAACUAAGAACUCAAAUGUUAGAAAUCACAUUUGGGACAUCAUUCCUUUCGCGUGGAUAUAGAGAAAUGAGAGGCUUUUCAAUGGGCGUUACAAAUUUUUGGAGGAAAUUCUCAAUACGGUUAAGGUUUUUAUAUAUAACUGGUGUUUAGGUACAAAAAUCUUUUACGGAAUCCAUCUGAAUUCUGUAUUGUACAACUGGAGGCAUUAAUGCAUUAAUUUAGGCUACCAGUUUUUCUUUUUGUUGAGUUUUGGGUUUUUCUUCUACGAGCUCUGCUACAUUUGAGCUUGUGUUUCUUGUAUUUUCUACAGACUGCUCUGUACCAUCUUGGUGAGGAGUGGCUUUUUUAAUCUAUUGUUCCCUUCGCGAGUCAAAAAAGAAGAGAACUAUUCAGGAUUACGAAAUCCAGGAAGAGGAGAUGGAAUUGUUUUCCUUUUCUAAAUCAUCUUCUGAGAUAGCGGUGAGAAUCACCUAUUAAUUCGGAAACACAGUUACAUUGGGAAACGUCUAUAUAUAUAACAUAUAGCGAAUCGUCUAUAUACACAGACAACAAGGGCUUUUUGAAUUCUUUUUCGGCAUAAAUACUAAAACUCCAGUCACCACCGCGCAGCAGCAAUGUCAAGCAUGAUCCUCCCCCCACACAAAAAAACAAAAUACAGAAACUCCAAUCACCACCGCGCAGCAGCAAUGAUCCUCCUCCCAGAAGAUGUGAUACAAGAAAUCCUUCUAAGGGUACCUGCGGAAUCGAUCCUUAAUGUUAAGUAUGUUUGCAAGACGUUGUUUUCCUUAGUUUCUAACCCUAGUUUUGUGAAACAUCAUCUAGAUCAUACGAUCCACAACCGAAAAAAUCGAUCUAAGUUUAUGUUUAUGAUUCAAGACGGCACCAAACCAUGUUAUCCUCUAGUUAGCACAGUCAGUUAUGAUGAUACACUCUUUUCUAACUCUUUCAUAUCACCAAAUAGGGAUGAUGAUUGUGUUGAAAUUGAUCCCCCAUUCAUAGACUUAGCUAUUCCAAUUCACUUCUUGGGAUCUUGUAACGGUUUGAUCUGCAUCAUGUUUCAAACUAGUAUGGUUUAUGGGUUGGUGUCAUUCUUUGUUAUUUGGAACCCAACCACUAGAGAAUAUAAGGUAUUACCCAAUUCACCAACUAGAGUAACAAACCACUACUCUUCUAUAUAUUCAUUUGGUUAUGAUUAUAAGCAUGAUGACUACAAGCUUGUUAAAGGUGAUUUCAUACAAGAUGGUUCUGUCAAGAUGCCACCAAGUGAGGAGGAUGUUUAUGUAUCUGAGGUAUAUUCAUUACAGUCAGAUUCAUGGAGAAGCAUUGACACCAUCCCUUAUCAUAUGCUCAAGUAUAUCCCUUUUGACAGUGUAUCUGGGGUGCUUGUUAACGGAUUUCGCCACUGGUUAGCUAAAAGAAUACACGGAAAUAAGUGGCUAAGGGAGCAGUUUAUAGUCUCUUUUGAUUUCAGCGAGGAGAGGUUUAAACAAAUGCAGUUGCCAAAUGGAUUUCGGGACAACCGUCCUCUCCACACUGUGGGAGUGUUGGAAGAGUGCCUAUGUGUGGUUAAUGGUGUUUGGGUCCUUGGGGAGCCUUGUUAUCAACUUGAGAUAUGGGUGAUGCAAGAUUAUGGUGUCCAAGAAUCCUGGACUAAACGUUUUGUCAUUCACCCGACGGAACAUCGACAGAUUUUCGAUCUAUAUCCACUAAGAGUGAUUUGGUCUUUCAAAGAUGAUAAGAUUCUUCUAUUAAAGACUAGGGAUGAAAGACAGUUUGUUCUAUAUGACCCAAAGAAAGAUACCAUUACAAGUAGUUCAGUACCUGUACAUGCAGCGGAGAAUUACGUCGAAAGCUUGGUUUCACUUAACUCCGGUAUUUAUAUGGGAAGUUGCGGAGAAUAUGCCGACAAUCUACAUCAACCUUUGUUGAUCGAAACUCGUCAACGCUAAAUUCUUUAUCGAUCAAACAAAAUUGGCCUUGUUAUUUAACAACCACCUGCUGGUUUGUUUACGUGAUAUUAAAUUAAAUCAAUUUAACCAUUAAUUUGAACCUGGAACUGUGUGAUGCAUGAUCAGGGGCGGAUCUACAUUGUGACGACUGGCUUAAGUCAGCCCUAAAUCCAAUAAAAGCUUCCAUUUUGUAGUGCAAUUGUAUUUGAUAAUAAAAAAUCAAGCUU